AUGAAAGUGACUCAGCUGUACAUCUAUCCGAUCAAGUCUCUUCGGCCGACAUCUCUAGAGUCAGGCUUUUUGACAGCAGAAGGCCUACGAUAUGACCGCCGAUUCAUACUCCUCAAGGUCGAAGAUGAAAAGGAUGGCUCUCAGCUGUCGUUCAAGAACAUGCAAGUCGGGAAAAUGCCCGAGAUGAGCCUCUUUCUGACGGCCGUAGACUUGCCCGAGUCUGAGACCGACAGUGGGAAAAUCACGAUCACGUACAACCCUCCAUCCCCCCAAGAUGCUUCAGAUGAUCGACCCAGAGAAUCCAGGCAACUGGAGGUCCCUCUUUUACCAUUCAAAGUAAUGAAAGAGAAACAUUUCAAGAAACUCACAAUCUCCAUGUACUCGAGUUCAACAACAGGAUACGACAUGGGACCCACGUACAAUAAGUGGUUCAGCGAAUGCUUCGGCUAUCCAGUCGUCCUGGCCUACCUGGGUGAGAAUAGACAGGAGUCCUCGGGACCCUGGCCCCCGAGAAGCGCAACAAAAUCCCCCGGUGGAGGCGUGCCCGGGAAGGCUCAUAUGUCACCUGGAAUGGCCGCUGCUGGCGCGGUUGUCGUUCUUACAAGCUGGGUGUUGCUCACAUAUAGGCUGUUCGUGAAGCCUCGGCGUACGCGCAUCACAUUCGCAGACUGUGCGCCGUAUUUGGUGAUUUCGCAGGCUUCUGUGGAUAAUGUCUCAGCCCGGCUGCCGGAUGGACACCAGAUGGAUCCUACUAAAUUCCGACCGAAUAUAGUUGUCUCGGGUGCUGAGGAAGCCUUCGAAGAGGAUUUCUGGACGGAACUAGUUAUUGGCCCGAACAAGGCCCGGUUGCUAUUGACUGGGAACUGUGUACGGUGUCCAAGCCUGAAUGUGAACUAUACCACGGGGAAGAUGAGCGAGGAAGACUCUGGUAUGGUACUGAAGAGACUGAUGAAAGACCGAAGAGUGGAUCGGGGCGCGAAGUAUAGCCCUGUAUUUGGCCGGUAUUCGUUCUUGAAAUGGACUGGGGAAGACAAACCUAUUCGAGUUGGAGACCCGAUUGAGAUUGGAGCACAGGGCAAAGAGCGCACCACUGUUGAUUGGCCUGGUCUAACCAAUUAG
Messenger RNA from Penicillium chermesinum, 1119 nucleotides. RefSeq names its product MOSC domain protein. Lineage: Eukaryota; Fungi; Ascomycota; Eurotiomycetes; Eurotiales; Aspergillaceae. Gene Ontology annotation, molecular function: pyridoxal phosphate binding; molybdenum ion binding; catalytic activity. The transcript is spliced from 4 exons. Bases 1 to 1119 code for a protein of 372 amino acids. The record is from RefSeq and is a predicted model, not a curated record.